AUUGAGAAUGCUGCGCAUCGCAAGACAUUUGUUGUUCGCUUUCCGAUCACAACCGCAGGUGCCCCAAUUUCAGAUUUAGAUGAAACCGGACCCUCCAAUUUACGCCACACAGCUCAUGAGAGCUAUCGCAUGGUCGUCGACAAUCCAAACAAUCCCAACCCCUAUGCUCCGUUUGCCUCUGAGCGAGAUUGGAAGGUUGGGAUGUGGGCCAAGAUGCAUGGCCCUGGUUCCACCGCUUUCGACGAACUCCUUGCGAUUGAGGAGGUUGCAAAUCGGCUUGCGUUGUCUUACAAACAUCAGAAAAAAAUCAGUCAACUCCCCUCCGCACGUCCUUGUUUUGAGCGCCAUGAGAUUGUCGUUGCUGGCGAGGCAUUUGAGGUCUUCUAUCGAGAUAUUCUGAAGUGCGUGGAGGCGCUUUAUGGGGACCCGGACUUUGCAGGACUCCUUCUUCUCGUUCCGGAGCGACAUUACACCAACGAGAACAAGACAGCCAGGGUGUACUUCGACAUGAACACAGGACAAUGGUGGUGGGCUACUCAGAAACAGCUUGAGAAGGAACAACCGGGUGCAACGGUCAUCCCCAUCAUCAUCUCGUCAGACAAGACGCAGCUUACCCUUAUCGGGAACAAGUCCGCAUAUCCCGUCUAUAUGACGCUGGGCAACCUGCCAAAGGAUAUUCGCUGCAAGCCUUCUCGCCGCGGACAGAUUCUUCUCGCAUACCUCCCCACCUCUCGUCUACAGCACAUCAACAACAAGGCCGCACGUUGUCGCACCCUUGCGAACUUGUUUCAUGCUUGUAUGAUUUCGCCGCGACAUAUGACCCGCGUUCUCGCACCUCUUGCCUCUGCUGGUGAAACGGGAAUGAGGAUUGCAAGUGGGGAUGGUAUAGUCCGCCGCGGUCAUCCCAUUCUCGCAAUGUACAUCGGGGACUAUCCCGAGCAACUUCUUGUCACUGGUUGCAAGACCGGUGAGUGUCCGAAGUGUCCUAUUGACCGGAAUUGUUGGAAUCUGGAGAAUUCACACUCUAGUAUCGACACAUCCCGGCCCCUCCGUGACCUAGAGAAAAUCCUUCUCGCGGUAUCAGCAAUUGACGAGGGCCCCCGGGCCUUUACGCGUGCAUGUGCUGGGGCCGGAAUCAAGCCCAUUUCCCGGCCCGGCCCUGCACAACACUACUACCUCUCGAUCACCCCAGAUGUUCUGCAUCAGCUCUACCAAGGAGUUCUCAAACACCUCGUUUCGUGGCUGCAGGCGGCGUUCGGAGCUGAGGAGAUUGAUGCGCGCUGCCGCCGCAUGCCUCUCAAUCAUAACCUUCGCCACUUUGGCAAGGGGAUCUCCACGAUGUCGCGCGUCACUGGAAAGGAACACCAGGACAUUGGUCGCAUUUUGCUAGGCCUUGUCGUUGGUCUCGAGCUUCCGAGUGGACACUCUCCCGCACGUCUCGUUCGCGCGACAUGGGCUGUCCUCAACUACUUAUACUACGCACAGUACAGCACUCAUACGACUGACACCCUCCAUCUCCUGGACCAGACGUUGGUCGAGUUUCAUGACAACAAAGGCAUCUUCGUCGAUCUAGGCAUCCGCACGCACUUCCAUCUCCCUAAACUCCACUCUCUUGACCACUACAUCAGGAAAACAUGUCUCUUUGGCACCACCGACAACUACGACACACAGUACUCCGAACGCCUUCACAUUGACUUCACAAAGGAUGCAUAUCGGGCGACAAACCACAAGGACGAGCUGACCCAGAUGACGAUUUGGCUUGAGCGUAAGGAGAAGGUUCAGCGUCACGAGCGGUAUAUUCAAUGGCGUCUCGCACAUGCUCGGCCCAGCGAUCAUCUGCACUCCACAGCUGACAGCAAAAAAACCCGCGUCGAAAUGACCAAGCACCCUUCGAUUCGUGCGGUCAAGAUUACAGCCAUUCCCACUGACUAUGGCGCAUAUUUCUUCCGUGACGCUCUUGCCCGAUUUGUCUCGCAACGCAACUAUCCGCAUUAUACUCCACAGCAAAUAGAGCGCGAGUCAGCACGCGUUUGUUUGCCAUUUCAGACCCUUCCAGCAUAUCACAAGGUCAAGUUCUGGGUAACUGAUCCUGAUGUCUGUGCAGCACCUGGAACAGAGACGCGAGACGUUAUCCAUGUGCAGCCAGCUCACAAGAGCAAGCGUGGUGACGUGCUCCCUGGACGCUUUGAUACUGCACUUGUGCGCGACACUCGGGAAAAUGCGCAGUUGGGAAUACACGGUUUACAAGUAGCGCAAGUCCGUAUCGUCUUCAAGAUCCCUAAGAAAGCCAUCCCCGUUCUGUUUCCGAAGCUCAGCGACGCAGCGCGCCCUUAUGGGCAUCUCGCCUAUGUCGAGUGGUUCAGCCCAUUUACUAAUCCUGAACCUGAUCACCGCAUGUACAGGGUUUCUCGAGAUCUCGGAGGGGGAGGAGAGCGGACGGGUAGCAUUGUCGUGAUUGACGACCUUGAGAGGAGCUGUCACCUAUUUCCGGACUUUGGUCCCAUAGCUCCUCGUGAGUGGACAAGCUCGACAGUUUUAGAAUUAUGCCCAUCUUUCUAUGUGAACCCAUACGUAGACCGUCAUAUGUUCAAGCUUAUAUUGUAG
Dichomitus squalens LYAD-421 SS1 is the source of this 2604-nucleotide messenger RNA. RefSeq lists its product as uncharacterized. The record is from RefSeq and is a predicted model, not a curated record. NCBI's taxonomy places the organism in Eukaryota, Fungi, Basidiomycota, Agaricomycetes, Polyporales, Polyporaceae. The annotation marks the transcript as partial. The transcript is spliced from 12 exons.